AUGCGCUGUAAGAUCAACGUUUCGGGAACUUUGUUCGAAUUUGACCGCAACGUGCUGAAGAACUUUCCCCACCACACCCUGGUCGAUUUAUUUCCGCCGGAGGAAUUUGUAGGAAACCGAGAGGAAGUAUUCGUCGGCCGUUCGGCGGAAACGUUCGCCGCCAUCUUAGGGUACUACCAGACCGGGGAGCUCCACAUGCCGACUACGGUGUGCCCUCAUGCGUUCCGCCGAGAACUGGAGUUCUGGAAGGUCCCUGCAGAAGAUAUGCAGACCUGCUGUUCUUUUAGAUACUACGGCUUCUUGAACGAGUUUGAAACCCACCAAGAUUUCAAGAUGGCGUCGCAGAAAGAAGACCGGAAGCACCAGUCACUUCCGGUAGUAUCGGGAAACUCAAAACUAAGGAAUCUCAGGGGCCGAGUCUGGAACGUGAUCGAUAACAGAACGCCAACGUUGGCGUCAAAGGUCUAUUUGGCGAUAGUGUUUCUGAUGAUUCUGCUCACGAUUGCUGUAACAGCCCUCAGCACAGAGCCUCGAUUUCAAAGGAAAGUGACAAAAUGUGAGCUCCUGGAAUACCUAGACGCUACCGAAAACGAGUAUGCAGCAAAAACUCAUGAGCAUUUCGGUGAUAUGGAUUCCGUGAGCGUCAGCUCGAGUUUGAUUUACUUCAUAGCACCUCGAGAGAGAAUUGCCGCGAUUUCCGAUGGAGCUUAUUGGGCCGUGAUCACGCUGACCACUGUGGGAUACGGUGACAUUACACCGGUAACUGGCCCCGGGCGCGUGCUGGCCUCAAUAUAA
Molecule: messenger RNA, 795 nt
Organism: Dreissena polymorpha
Lineage: Eukaryota; Metazoa; Mollusca; Bivalvia; Myida; Dreissenidae
Product: potassium voltage-gated channel protein Shab-like
Exons: 4
Coding region: 1-795 (264 amino acids)
Biological process (GO): protein homooligomerization; potassium ion transmembrane transport
Cellular component (GO): voltage-gated potassium channel complex
Molecular function (GO): voltage-gated potassium channel activity; protein binding
Source: RefSeq, a predicted model, not a curated record